GCCAGCAUCUCUAGUGGAGCUUCUCUGUAUUUGUCUAUCUUUGUUUCUUAGUGCCGGCCACAUCAAGUUAACUGUGUCUAUUGAUUGUGUUUUUUUUGACUUGGUUUCACCCCGACGCAGUACCACUGCAAUACUUUUAUACAGACAGAAUAUCAUACAGAAGCUCCAGCACUCCCAAUGGGAACUCUACAUCAAAUGCCCCCUGCAGCACCAGUUCCGCCUCGACAUCCACAGCAAGGCAAUAUGCCUCAAGGAUUUGAACAUCUACAGCACCAGCCCAACAUGGACGAUCUUGCAGAUAAUAUGGCCAGGCUUGAGAUGAACUAUCCAGGAAACGAGUUUCUGAAUCGGGGCGCAGAAAACCACAAUAUCAAGCAAAUGUCCCAAAUGCCGCCCUGGAACGGCGACUCGAAAGACACUUCAUAUCAUGGCUGGAUAUUUCGUCGGGUAAGAGAAAGACACCAAGGUAAAAAUACAGGCUCUAAAAUAGAGAUGCGUCGCAUGAAACAAGAAUCGAGGGAUCUAAAAGCUUUAGCGAAGGGAGGCAUUUCAGUUGGGAUUGCCAGGGAUAUCCGCGCAGAGGUGAAAAAACUGAUUAAUACACUAAAUGACACUGAUCGGGAUUACGAAUGGGUCUGGGUAUAUGCAAAAGGCCACUUUGAUGGACAAUCUGCGGAUAUUAUUGUCAAGAAAUCUUUGACAAAAAUAAACCCUCUCGGCCCCCAGGUUCCGAACCGGAACAACAUUAUCCGUCAUCAACCUGCAGUUGGCGCUCCUGCCUCUUUCCCAAGAGAUAUCCCAAAUGGCCCAGCUCUUCCUCCAACGAACAUAGGUGCUCAGCCAGUUCAUCCACAGUAUAAACAGCCAGCUCCAGUUCGCCCAGCUCCAGUCCCUCAACAAUGGCAUAAUCCAGGACAUAAUCAAGGACCAACAGGACCCAUUCCAGAGCAAGACCGACCUUGGACAGAUGUUGACAACGGAGGGUUGCCUCAGUUCCAUAAUCCAAUGGAUCAGAGACCUAGGCAAGAAGUUACUAGCGAAGGGGCUCAUAACAAUAGAAGGGCUCAUGCUGUUCCUAAUGCACAGGCCCAGCCUGAACCCUUCAUCCAUAUGAAUCUGAAGGGCAAUUUGCCACCUCAUGCCCAAGGAAGCAACCCCAAGAUCCCAAAACCCGCAGUCCACCAGCAGCAACCGCGUGCAUCUCAUAUCUUUGACAGAAUUCGCACACCAGAUUCAUAUGAAUCGGCUAGUAGCGUAGCCGAUGAGGACCCUCUCUUUGAAUCCAGUGAUAGUGACUCGGCCACUACUGUUUCGAUGUCUUUUGAGGACAAAGUGCGCUACACAAGCAAAAAUGCGAGGCCAAGAGCAGAGGCCAAAAAAUAUCGCAUGCAUGAGCGGCCUUCAAGUCGAAAACACCGUGUGAGAACUGUUUAUCCUGAUAGCUUCUCUGAUAGAUCUCCAUCGAGAAGUAGCCUCAGUAGCCGAAAACUACAUCGAAGAGAUAGUGAGAUUGUGGACCGACACGAAAGCCUCGUCUCUGCUAAAGGCGAUGGACAAAAUGAUUUGGUUCGUUUGUACAACGGGUUACACCACCAAGGCAUAGCCAUAGCCGAUACCCAAAACAUGAUUCAGCAAUUGUUAGCGCGAGAUAAACACAUGUUGUCAACGAGUCGACAUGCUAUGCCAGUUGUUCCAGACCGAAGUCUUUAUCCUGCUCAACGACGACCUCACGGUUAUCGAGAACCUCACUAUCCUACCUAUCCUAUGUAUGACCAUCAUUCUCCACGUUAUUACUAUUAAAGUAUAUUUCAAUAAAGUACUAUGAGUGUCUUUCGGCUUAUCUUUCAAGUAUAUUCCAAUUUGCCAACAUGUACUAUCUAAUUAUUUUGCUCUAUGUACCCAAACUAUUUGUAUUAUGAGAUCUUUA
Molecule: messenger RNA, 1927 nt
Organism: Talaromyces proteolyticus
Lineage: Eukaryota; Fungi; Ascomycota; Eurotiomycetes; Eurotiales; Trichocomaceae
Exons: 2
Coding region: 178-1800 (540 amino acids)
Source: RefSeq, a predicted model, not a curated record